AGCCCGGGUCCCCGCGCUGCGAUGGGGCAGCUGCCCGGGAGGGCGCGCGGGGGCCGCCGCCUGCUGCCUCUGCUCUGGCUCUUUGUGCUGCUCAAGAAUACUACAACUUUCCAUGUGACUGUCCAAGAUGAUAAUAACAUCGUUGUCUCUUUGGACACUUCAGAUGUUGCCAGUCCUGCAUCUGUGUAUGUCGUUAAGAUAACUGGUGAAUCUAAAAAUUAUUUCUUCGAAUUCGAGGAAUUCAACAGCACUUUGCCUCCUCCUGUUACCUUUAAAGCCAGUUAUCAUGGCCUUUAUUAUAUAAUCACUCUUGUAGUGGUAAAUGGAAAUGUGGUCACCAAACCAUCCAGAUCCAUCACCGUGUUAACAAAACCUCUGCCUGUGACCAGUGUUUCAAUAUAUGACUACAAACCUUCUCCUGAAACAGGAGUCCUGUUUGAAAUUCAUUAUCCAGAAAAAUAUAAUGUUUUCACAAGAGUAAAUAUAAGUUACUGGGAAGGUAAAGACUUCCGGACAAUGCUUUAUAAAGAUUUCUUUAAGGGAAAAACAGUAUUUAAUCAUUGGCUGCCAGGAAUAUGUUACAGUAACAUCACCUUUCAGCUGGUGUCGGAGGCAACUUUUAAUAAAAGUACCCUCGUGGAAUAUAGUGGUGUCAGUCACGAACCCAAACAGCACAGAACUGCCCCAUAUCCACCUCGAAAUAUUUCUGUUCAUUUUGUAAACUUGAACAAAAACAACUGGGAAGAACAGAGUGGCAGUUUCCCAGAAGAAUCAUUCAUAAAAUCACAAGAUUCACCAGGAAAAGACAAACUCUUCCACUUCACAGACGACUCUCCAGAAAUUCCCUCCGGCAACACUUCUUCCGGGUGGCCUGAUUUUAACAGCAGUGACUAUGAGACCACCUCUCAGCCCUAUUGGUGGGACAGUGCAUCCGCAACUCCUGAAAACAAAGAUGAACUUGUGGGCGUCCUGCCCACGGAAUAUGGAAACCACAGCACACUCAGUGAGAUGGAGAAGUUCACAUCUGGCUCUUUUGCUUUCUUCCCUGUUCAAAUGAUACUGAGCUGGUUGCCACCCAAACCGCCAACUGCCUUUGAUGGUUUCCAUAUUCUCAUAGAAAGAGAAGAGAACUUUACUGAAUAUCUGACAGUGGAUGAAGAAGCACACGAGUUUAUUGCAGAACUGAAGGAGCCUGGGAAAUACAAGUUAUCUGUGACAACCUUUAGUUCCGCAGGAUCUUGUGAAACUCGAAAAAGCCAGUCAGCAAAAUCACUCAGCUUUUAUAUCAGUCCUAAUGGAGAGUGGAUUGAAGAAUUGACUGAGAAGCCCCAGCAUGUGAGCGUUCAUGUUUUAAGUUCCACCACUGCCUUGAUGUCCUGGACGUCCCCCCAGGAGAAUUACAAUAGUACCAUUGUGUCUGUGGUGUCCUUGACCUGCCAGAAACAGAAGGAGAGCCAGAGGCUUGAAAAGCAGUACUGCACCCAGGUGAAUUCAAGCAAACCUAUUAUUGAAAAUCUAGUUCCUGGUGCCCAGUACCAGGUUGUGGUGUACCUAAGAAAAGGACCUUUGAUUGGACCACCUUCAGAUCCUGUGACAUUCGCCAUUGUUCCCACGGGAAUAAAGGAUUUAAUGCUCUAUCCCUUGGGUCCAACAGCGGUAGUCCUGAGCUGGACCAGACCUUACUUAGGAGUAUUUAGAAAAUAUGUAGUUGAAAUGUUUUAUUUCAACCCUGUGACAAUGACUUCAGAGUGGACAACCUACUAUGAAAUAGCAGCAACCGUCUCCUUAACAGCAUCCGUGAGAAUAGCUAAUCUGUUGCCAGCCUGGUACUACAACUUUCGGGUAACCAUGGUGACGUGGGGAGAUCCGGAGUUGAGCUGCUGUGACAGCUCCACCAUAAGUUUUAUAACAGCCCCUGUGGCUCCAGAAAUCACUUCCGUGGAAUAUUUCAACAGUCUUCUGUACAUCAGCUGGACGUAUGGGGAUGACACAACUGACCUGUCCCACUCGAGAAUGUUGCACUGGAUGGUUGUCGCGGAAGGAAAGAAGAAAAUUAAAAAGAGCGUGACACGCAAUGUCAUGACUGCAUUUCUCAGCCUGCCUCCAGGGGACAUCUACAAUCUCUCAGUCACAGCGUGCACUGAAAGAGGAAGUAACACCUCCUCGCCCCACCUUGUCAAGUUAGAGCCAGCUCCUCCCAAAUCACUCUUCGCAGUGAACAAAACGCAGACCUCGGUGACUUUGCUGUGGGUGGAGGAGGGAGUAGCAGAUUUCUUCGAAGUCUUCUGUCAACAGAUUGGCUCUAGUCAAGGAUCCCAACUCCAGGAGCCAGUUGCUGUUUCUUCCCAUGUUGUCACCAUCUCCAGCCUUCUGCCUGCCACCGCCUACAACUGCAGUGUCACCAGCUUCAGCCACGACAGCCCUAGUGCCCCUGCAUUCAUAGCCGUCUCGACAAUGGUUACCCAGAUGAAUCCUAACGUAGUGGUGAUUUCCGUGCUGGCAAUCCUUAGCACCCUCUUAAUCGGACUGCUGCUUGUCACCCUUGUCAUUCUGAGGAAAAAGCAUCUGCAGAUGGCUAGAGAGUGUGGAGCAGGAACAUUUGUCAAUUUUGCAUCCUUAGAGAGGGAUGGAAAACUGCCCUACAAUUGGCGUAGGAGUAUAUUUGCUUUCUUAACCCUGUUACCUUCAUGUCUUUGGACUGAUUACCUUUUGGCAUUUUAUAUUAAUCCUUGGAGUAAAAAUGGUUUAAAGAAGAGGAAACUGACUAACCCGGUUCAACUGGAUGACUUUGAUUCCUACAUCAAGGAUAUGGCCAAAGACUCUGACUAUAAAUUUUCUCUUCAAUUUGAGGAGUUAAAGUUGAUUGGACUGGAUAUUCCACACUUUGCUGCGGAUCUUCCACUGAACAGAUGCAAAAACCGCUACACAAACAUCCUACCAUAUGACUUUAGCCGAGUGAGACUAGUGUCCAUGAAUGAAGAAGAGGGUGCAGACUACAUCAAUGCCAAUUAUAUUCCUGGAUACAACUCGCCCCGAGAGUACAUUGCCACCCAGGGGCCACUGCCUGAAACCAGAAAUGACUUCUGGAAGAUGGUCCUACAGCAGAACUCUCAGAUCAUUGUCAUGCUCACUCAGUGUAAUGAGAAAAGAAGGGUAAAAUGUGACCAUUACUGGCCUUUCACGGAAGAACCCAUAGCUUAUGGAGACAUCACCGUGGAGAUGAUCUCAGAGGAAGAACAGGAUGACUGGGCCCGUAGACACUUCCGGAUCAAUUAUGCAGAUGAGAUGCAGAAUGUGAUGCAUUUUAAUUACACGGCCUGGCCUGACCACGGAGUACCCACAGCCAAUGCUGCCGAGAGCAUCCUACACUUCGUACACAUGGUCCGCCAGCAGGCAGCCAAGAGCAAAGGCCCCAUGAUCAUUCACUGCAGCGCUGGUGUCGGGCGAACGGGGACCUUCAUAGCCCUAGACAGGCUCUUACAGCACAUUCGGGAUCACGAGUUUGUGGACAUAUUAGGGCUGGUAUCAGAAAUGAGGUCAUACCGGAUGUCUAUGGUACAGACGGAGGAGCAGUACAUUUUCAUCCACCAGUGUGUGCAGCUGAUGUGGAUGAAGAAGAAGCAGCAGUUUUGCAUCAGUGAUGUGAUCUAUGAGAACGUCAGCAAGUCCUAGUUUUGAACCCGGAGCGGAGAGGACAUGAUCUUCACUCAUCCGGCCUUGCUUCCAGAAUUUGGGGGGCCCCUACUAGUCAUUCAGCUAAAAUGAGCCCCUGCUUUGUAGUAUGUGGCCAAGGAGAUAAUUUAUCUCACAGAAGCACUGGGAAGACUUAGCCUUAAAGAGCCUACAGUGUCUUUUGGACUCUCACUUCUGGACAUUUAAUGGAGCAAAUUCAACAGGACAUCAGAAAUGUUGGCACGCUCUGUGAAGGGUGGGGAGUACGAAACUUCUGAAGAGUUUGGUUGGCCCUCUGCUGGUUGGGCUGAAUUUUUUUGUUUGUUUUGUUUUGUUUUAAGUGCAAUAAUUUUUGUACAUGUGUGAUUUUAUCAGAAAGUUGAACUGUUUUCUGCCCACACCAAUGAUCAACCCCAUAGCCCAGGAAGGAACAGGCAUUGUUAGCGUCAAAUUAUACCUCAUUAUUUAAAAGAGGCAUGGCCACACACAAGGAAAUGAUCAUUGUACUUCAAAGGAAGUGAAGCAACUAUGUAUAUUCCAACCUUGAAACUACUGGAUCAGAAAUGGAGGUGGAUGGGGAGGAGAGAAGGGCUUUACCCACAGAUCAACUGCGUACUCCAAAUAUGAAAAGCUGUACUUCAAAAGUAGAGUAGAAAAAACAUUUGUCUUAAUUAUUCUAGUUCUUAAUGGUUUUCUUCCUUAUUACCUGUUGAGUGUUUCUUCUGAGGUCCUUUUGGACUGAAUUCAGUGCCCGGGUCCUUUUCAAGAAACCAGAUCUGGUUCAGAAGAGUUUCAAGUCUGACCCUAAACUCCGUUGCUGUCUGAGCAGUCUUGGUGCCUAGAGUUUGCAUUUCUUUUUCUGUUGACCCACAUAUGUGUGAGCGCUACUUCUCUGAGAAACUAUAGGCUGUGAAAAAGCACUUUCUUUCCUCUGAAGAACUGGGAGUUGGUGAAGUUACAGCAAUGAACUUCAGCAUGCUGGGACAAUUCUUUGGCUACCUUCUUUCGUAAUUUUGUCGAGCAUCUCUCUGGAUUCCCACAGAGAUGUCUUAUGGGUUUGUUUUCUUUUUGGUUGUCAGUUUCAUUUUUAACCUGUGUAAGUAGCAACAUUUGAUUCUUUGAAUUUUGUAUAAUUACAGUACAUGAUUGUGUAUUGUGACAUGAAUACUGUCAAAAUGGCUAUUGGUGGCAUUGUGGA
Molecule: messenger RNA, 4870 nt
Organism: Heterocephalus glaber (naked mole-rat)
Lineage: Eukaryota; Metazoa; Chordata; Mammalia; Rodentia; Bathyergidae
Gene: Ptpro
Product: protein tyrosine phosphatase receptor type O
Biological process (GO): podocyte differentiation; negative regulation of canonical Wnt signaling pathway; regulation of glomerular filtration
Cellular component (GO): plasma membrane; glutamatergic synapse; GABA-ergic synapse
Molecular function (GO): cadherin binding; Wnt-protein binding; protein tyrosine phosphatase activity
Source: RefSeq, a predicted model, not a curated record